AUUCAAAUUUCGUGCUUGGCAAUGCGCAGGCAAAUGGCAAUCCAAUUGUUUAUUGUUCGGAUGGCUUCGUGGACUUGACAGGAUAUUCGCGAGCGCAAAUAAUGCAAAAGGGAUGUUCGUGUCAUUUCCUGUACGGUCCGGAAACAAAAGAUGAGCAUAAACAGCAAAUUGAGAAAAGUCUGAUGAAUAAGACCGAAUUGAAAUUGGAAGUUAUUUUUUAUAAAAAAGAUG
This is a messenger RNA of Rhagoletis zephyria (snowberry fruit fly), 231 nucleotides long. RefSeq names its product potassium voltage-gated channel subfamily H member 3-like. Gene Ontology annotation, biological process: potassium ion transmembrane transport; regulation of membrane potential. The record is from RefSeq and is a predicted model, not a curated record. Gene Ontology annotation, molecular function: voltage-gated potassium channel activity. Gene Ontology annotation, cellular component: plasma membrane. Lineage: Eukaryota; Metazoa; Arthropoda; Insecta; Diptera; Tephritidae.